UGGAGUUUAACCUGUAGUGCAGACAAAAAAAAAUGGAAUGUUGAUGUUCUGCAUUGUGGGAGCUUCCAUGUGGAAUGCCGCCUGUAAAGAUGAGCUGUUGAACGUUCAUUUCCUUGUUUUUUCUUGGUAGUAGUUUUUCCUGCCCUUUGUUUUAAAAAUGGUCUCUGUGUUAAACUUCUUAACCGUUGUUGGCCUGAAGCUAUGAAUAAGGCUUGUUUGGAACAGAGUAAUUUCACAGAGAAUAACUUUUUUUUUUGCUUUUGCGAAAGAGUCACUACUCGAUUUCUCUACGGAUUGCUAGAGGUUUAAAGUCUGGAUUGGCAGCUUUCUCGUAACCCUUUCCCAUGUGCUUGCUGCGGUUCAGGAUUUCUUUAGACCAUGACUGGAGCUAGGAGGCAAGGCUGACACUUUUGGUCAUGCGUUUGGAUUCUAUUGUCCGAAUAGAAUUCCUUUGGUAUUGGCUGGAUGGUACUGGCCACUGGAUUGAAUAUGGCAAAAAGCAUUCAGAACACUGUCCUGCCACGGUAUCCUCUUCUGACUUGGAGGCUGCUUUUCUAGCUGACCAAAGAGGCAUUGUAUUUUUUCGUGCAGGGUCUCAGCUGUAUGAACUCAACUUCCGAGACAUGGUCCAGAGAAACCUGUACUAUCGAACCCAGAGAAAAGUCUGUCGAUGGCCCAGACUUGUGUUUUUUGGAGGUGAACAAACACAUGGAAAGGGGUGUUUAUUGGAAUUAUCAUCUCUUCCCUUCCAUUUGUUUCCUUCAAGCUGGGACCACUCCGCACUGCCAGAUAUAGGCUACAAGUUGGUGGCCGUCUCCAAUUCUACUAAAGAAUAUAAUGAAAUUAAGGAGCUAUUUGAGAAGACGAUGGAAGGUUUUGUGAUCCAGAGGCUCCGAAGGAAUCAGAACCCUUCUCUUUGGCAAGUCUUUCAGUGGCAGAAAGAACAGAUGAAGAAGAAGAAUGGAGGGAAAGAGGUAGAUGAAAGGCUCUUGUUCCACGGCACCAGUACGUCUCACCUGCAUGAGAUCUGUGGGCAGAACUUUGACUGGAGGAUCUGUGGGACCCAUGGAACCUUAUAUGGAAAAGGAAGUUAUUUUGCGAAGGAUGCCAUUUACUCUCACCGUUACUGCAAGUCAGAUUCCCGCUUCCAGAUGAUGUUUGUAGCUAGAGUUCUAGUCGGAGACUAUAUUCAAGGGAAUGUGGCUUACCUUCGCCCUCCACACAGGCCUGACCAGCGCAACAGCUUUUAUGACAGCUGUGUGGAUAUCCUUCUGGAUCCUUCCAUUUUUGUCAUCUUUGAGAAGCAUCAGAUUUACCCAGAAUACAUCAUAGAAUACAGACAAGCAUCCCAGUGCACAAUCAUGUGAAGUGGCAGCAGUAUAUCUGCAUUUGUAUUUUUUCCUCUAAGAGGCAUAGAUUUUGCAUCUUUUUUUAUGGACUUAAGAAAAUAUUUUAAUAGACUGUACAGGACUUUUUUUAAAAAAAAAACUUCCAUGUCUUAUGAGCUUGAAAUGCUAUUAGUUGGACAACCCAAAUCCCUUUUGGAAUCAUUGGCAUUAUUUUAUGAUCAAAAGGGAGUUGGCUGGAUUUUUUUUUCUGAACAGAAAUAAACUUUAAACUGGUAUCUUCA
Molecule: messenger RNA, 1630 nt
Organism: Sphaerodactylus townsendi
Lineage: Eukaryota; Metazoa; Chordata; Lepidosauria; Squamata; Sphaerodactylidae
Product: protein mono-ADP-ribosyltransferase PARP12-like
Exons: 8
Coding region: 417-1367 (316 amino acids)
Molecular function (GO): NAD+ poly-ADP-ribosyltransferase activity
Source: RefSeq, a predicted model, not a curated record